AUGGGCUCUUGUGGGGAAACGGGUUUGGUCAGGGGUGUGGACCGGACGGUGGAGGCCCUGUGCCUGGAGGUGAGGCCUCUGAAUGGGAACAUGGCUGAGAACAGUUCACCACUGGGGCGCCUGACAAGGCCUGCCACACACAGGAAAACCCACAGUUUGGACUACAGGCACAGGGAACCAGGAUCCUCUCUCGGUGUUUCCAAUCUCCCCCAGAGGGAAAGGGACCCGAAUCCAGGAUACGUGCAGGGCACAGGGGCUCCCCCUGUUCACCCGCUUUCUGGAAUCUACCAGCAGGGAUCCACCUCUUCGUCCCCAGGACUGGCUUCAGGGUUAAUCACCUCCUCCCUUGUUACUCAGGACUCUAGCUCCUCAACGAACCCUCUUGUGUGGAGAGUCUCAGAUCAUACCAGGACUUCCAUAGGGGAACAGAGCCCGGUAAACUCCCAGGCUUCAAGAGCCCGUCUGGUGUCUCUUAGUAGCUCUGAGCUGGGAGAGGAGGAAGAGGAGGAGGAGGAGGAGGGGGUAGAGGUACAGAUACUUAGAACUCCAGCAGCCCCGGUGUCAGCUCCCACGGCAACAGGGGAACGUAGACUCAGCAAGAGGGAGAAGAACCGGCUAAAGAGCCUGAGAAGAAGACAGAGGCGGAGAGAGCGCUGGAGACAGAACCAGCUGCAGGAGAACAUACAGAGCUCCACUGCAAACCCUUCCAGCAGUAGUGAUGAAGAGGAGAUCCACACCAGGGACAGAGAGGGUUAUAUAUGUGCCGUGUGUCUGGACGUUUACUUCAGUCCCUACAUGUGUCACCCCUGUAACCACAUCUUUUGUGAACCAUGCCUGCGAACAUUGGCCAAAAACUGCCCGACAAACACCCCCUGUCCGCUGUGCAGGACUGUCAUUACCCACGUCUUCUUCCAGAAAGAACUAAACCACACGGCUCGAACGUUCUUCCCAAAGGAAUACCUCUCUCGGAAGCAGACUUUCCAGAAGGCAAGCUGCGCUAAGUGGCCACUUCCAAGCUGCAGGAAACUAUUCCGAAUUUUUGGAGGCUUUCAAAGACAGGCAAGUCCAACAGCCAGGCGUCAGUACCCACACGGCGGCUACAGACUUGACGCCUUGGACUUUGAGGAUGAUUCACAUGGCUGGCGAUUUGACAUGGACAUGGUGAUCAUCUAUAUAUACUCUGUCAACUGGGUCAUCGGAUUCAUUCUUUUUUGCUGCCUGUGCUAUUUCUUCUUUCCUGCUUUUUAA
Chanos chanos (milkfish) is the source of this 1248-nucleotide messenger RNA. RefSeq names its product ring finger protein 180a (gene rnf180a). Gene Ontology annotation, biological process: positive regulation of proteasomal ubiquitin-dependent protein catabolic process; norepinephrine metabolic process; protein polyubiquitination. Bases 1 to 1248 code for a protein of 415 amino acids. Gene Ontology annotation, molecular function: ubiquitin conjugating enzyme binding; ubiquitin protein ligase activity; metal ion binding. Gene Ontology annotation, cellular component: endoplasmic reticulum membrane. NCBI's taxonomy places the organism in Eukaryota, Metazoa, Chordata, Actinopteri, Gonorynchiformes, Chanidae. The record is from RefSeq and is a predicted model, not a curated record. The transcript is spliced from 4 exons.